AUGUACAUUGUUACAGAAGAAUUAAUGACCAAUACUUAAGAAAUAUUUCAGAAAGAGACCUACAAUCAUCUGAAAAUGCUCAGUUACUUAGAAAAAUAUUCAACUUUAGAUGUGUUUGAUGAUAGUACAAGACAGCUUUUAUCAAUUAAUUAGUUGUAUAAGUUGAUAGAUAAAGAUUUCCACAUUGAGAAGCCAUAUGAUUGCUUAAAUAACUAAUAAUACAAUGAUUCAUAUGCUUAUUUUUUUUCUUUUUGCUAUGCUUUUUGUAAUUUGACAAAUGGAUUAAAUAUAAGUAAAUACGAGAAUAUGUUAAAAUUAACAUCCUUAUUAACUGAAACUCUGAGAAUUUAUGAUCUGUAAUUAAUAACAUUAAUGGCCCAUGUAGGUGAUGAACAGUUCUUUACAUAAAAUAGAGGAUAUGCUAUUAGCAAUUACUAUCCUCAUACUAGAUAAUGGUAUAGGGAUCAUAUGGCUAAGAUGGGAACAGGAAAGAAGAUAAUAGUUAGUGAACCUUAUGUCUCAUGGAUUGAUGUAGUUUUCAUUUCUUAAACAACAAAUUUGUCUCACACAGAAUUCGAAGGCCUGAUUGGUCAAGACCUCGAUUUUACAAGGAUGCCCAAGAUUUAAACCAAUACAUCAUAGUAUUAUAUAGUGGAUAGCAGUGGCAAUAUUGUCAUAAGUGAUCUUUAUGCUGGAGGGGUAAAAGUGUUAAUAAAAAUGUACAAUUAAAGUUUAACAGGUUUUAAUGAAACUGAUUGGAAUAAUCUAAUCCAAAAUGAUGGAAACAUUUUUUAUAUAUACAACAGUGUUUAUAAGAAAAAUAUUAUCGUUUUAAAGACAGAACUGAGUGAAUUAAAUUACUUCUUAUUUGUCGUUUACGAUGGAAGUUAAUAUUUAAGUCAGCAAGAAGAAAUUUACAAUAAGUAGAUUGGGUUUUAGAGCGACUCAAUUUAUUUGUGUGUAAAGUUAUUUGGAACAUUUUUCCUACUGUCUAUGUUGGUUUAGAUCGUGAUAAUUAAUUAUUUAAUGAAAGAUUUAAAGUAGUUGGAAAUGAUGGCUACAAAGAAAAUAGUCUAUUUCUGCAAGAGCACUUUUUAGUUAACAGAAAAAAGGUUCACUUCCACUAUAGCUCGAUUAUAUUAUGCAUAUACCAAUUUGAUAAAUAAUUUUGAUUCAAAUGGAUAGAUAAGGAAGAAUGAAUUAUGCUCAAAAAUUCAAUCCAUAGAAUUUCCCCAAAAGUAUAGAAAUUUGAAAACUAGGAUUUCGUGUGAAAUGAUUCCAAAAAAAAAAAUUUAUAAUAAAACUUAAUUACUUCAAUACUUUGUGUAUUUUAAAACAAAGGCACUUUUUGAUUAAUGA
Paramecium octaurelia is the source of this 1359-nucleotide messenger RNA. The record is from the annotation of a GenBank genome assembly. NCBI's taxonomy places the organism in Eukaryota, Ciliophora, Oligohymenophorea, Peniculida, Parameciidae.